UCGGAUGACGAAGGAAGUUCAGAGGUCGCAACCGUCGCACGGAUGGAAAGCCGGAAAUGAUGGCUGCCGCGGUAAACAUGGCGCCCGGGCUGCGUCUGCAGGAGGAUUUACUGCGGGACUCAGAGUGACUGCGCGCGGCUGCAGGAGUCGCGGAGGAGCCGCUGAUUUCCAGACUUUCUCCUGCGGUCAAAACGCGCUGAAGCUGAGGAUGGUGUCUCCCCGUGGUGUGUGUUUCCUCCUCUUCCUCCUGCUGGGCAGUGUGUUUGGCAGUGUGUUCAUGCUGGGUCCGCUGCUGCCGCUGAUGCUGCUGUCUCCGUCACGCUACCGCUGGAUCACCGACCGCAUCGUGGCCACCUGGCUGACCUUACCUGUGGCGCUGCUGGAGCUGGUGUUGGGGGUGAAGGUGGUCAUCACGGGCGACGGGUUCGUCCCGGGCGAGCGCAGCGUCAUCAUUAUGAACCACCGCACACGCCUGGACUGGAUGUUCCUGUGGUGCUGCUUACUGCGCUACAGCUACCUGCGGCAGGAGAAGAUCUGCCUGAAGGCGGCGCUCAAGAGUGUCCCGGGCUUCGGCUGGGCGAUGCAGGUUGCCUCCUUCAUCUUCAUCCAGCGGCGUUGGGAGGACGACCGCACACACAUGAGCAACAUGCUGCAGUAUUUCUGCCGCAUCAGAGAGCCGGUGCAGCUGCUGCUGUUCCCUGAGGGCACCGACCUCACCGAGAACACUCGCGCCAGGAGUGACGAGUUUGCGGAAAAGAACGGCCUUCAGAAGUACGAGUAUGUGCUGCACCCGCGCACCACCGGCUUCACCUUCAUCGUGGAUACGCUGCGCGGAGGGGAUAAUCUGGAUGCGGUUCAUGACAUCACAGUGGCGUAUCCUCAGAAUAUCCCGCAGACGGAGCGGCACCUGCUGGCGGGUGUGUUCCCGCGCGAGAUACACUUCCACGUGCAGCGGUUCACGGCGGCGUCUGUGCCCGCGGGCACCGCCGGUCUGCAGGCGUGGUGCCAGGAGCGCUGGCGGGAGAAGGAGCGACGGCUGCAGCACUUCUAUGAGACGGUCCCGCGCCGCUUCGAUGCGCCCGCAGGGGGUGUGUGUGUGCGUACGCCGCGCUGUCAGAGCGGGCAGUGUGUGUGUGUGCCGCGCUGUAAGAGCGAGGGCCGUGUGCGCAUCAUCCUGGUGGCGUCGCUGCUCUACUGGAGCGUCUUCAUCACCGCAGCCUGCGCCAGCCUCUACCUCUGCCCCCCCGCACAAUUCUACUUCCUGUUCAUGGUCGUCUUCUUCCUGUGUCAGCAGCGGUUCACCGGCGGCCUGGAGCUGAUGGAGCUGGCCUGCCACCGCUACUGGAGCCGCCGCAGUGCAGAGAAGCAGGAGUGAAGAGUGUGUGUGUGUGUGUGUGUGUGUGUGUGUGUGUGUGUGUGUGUAAGGGAGUUUGCAAGCAUGUGUGUGUGACAGUGUGUGAGUUAUUGAGUGUGUGUAUAACUGAUGCAUGUGUGUGUGUGUGUGUGUGUGUAAAUGAUGAAUAAGUGAGUGUUAGUAAUGUGUGUGUGUGUGUGUGUGUGUGUGUGUGUGUGUGUGUGUGUGUGUGUGUGUGUGUGUGUUUGUGUAAAUGAUGAAUAAGUGAGAGUGUUAGUAAUGUGUGUGUGUGUGUGUGUGUGUGUGUGUGUGUGUGUGUGUGUAAAUGAUGAAUAAGUGAGAGUGUUAGUAAUGUGUGUGUGUGUGUGUGUGUGUGUGUGUAAAUGAUGAAUAAGUGAGAGUGUUAGUAAUGUGUGUGUGUGUGUGUGUGUGUGUGUGUGUGACAGUGUGUGAGUUAUUGAGUGUGUGUAUAACUGAUGCAUGUGUGUGUGUGUGUGUGUGUGUGUGUAAAUGAUGAAUAAGUGAGAGUGUUAGUAAUGUGUGUGUGUGUGUGUGUGUGUGUGUGUGUGUGUGUGUGUAAAUGAUGAAUAAGUGAGAGUGUUAGUAAUGUGUGUGUGUGUGUGUGUGUGUGUGUGUGUGUGUGUGUGUGUGUAAAUGAUGAAUAAGUGAGAGUGUUAGUAAUGUGUGUGUGUGUGUGUGUGUGUGUGUGUGUGUGUGUGUAAAUGAUGAAUAAGUGAGAGUGUUAGUAAUGUGUGUGUGUGUGUGUGUGUGUGUGUAGAGCUGCAGCUCCUCCUGCUGGCUGAGAGGCUGAAGUGCAGCACAACAGACACUCAUAUGAACAGAACAGCAGCUCUUCAUCCUCGCGGUGACCUUUGACCCUCAGCUGUAGAGGAUAUCGGAGGACACUGAUGUGACACACACACACACACACACACACAGCGCUCGCUGCAGAUGAUGAGGAGCUGCUGUCCCUGUAGAGGCGCUGUGAGCUGAGCACUGUUCAGUGUGGUGUACCCGAGCGCUCCUCCUCAUCUCCGUCUGCUCUGUUUCUGCUGUUUCUGUGUGUCCGGCUGCUGUUUAUAGUCAUGCAGUAUCGCCAGGUGUUUUAGAGGAUCCUCCUUUUAUUAUGGGCUGUGUCUGCCACUCGUUUAUUUGGGUUUUAGUUGAGACUCAUGGAGAACAGUGUGUGUGUGUGUGUGCGUGUGUGUGUGUGUGUGUGUGUGUGUGUGUGAAGAAUAUGUGACAAUCCUCAUCUAAAUGAAUCAGGGCAAUCGCUGGCUUACCAAUACACUGCAGGAGGAUUAGGCUGCGUUCUGACCUUUGACCUCCUGUGUUUCUGUCUUUCCUCAGUGAUGGACAUUAUUGUUUUAAGUAAACACACACUCUGAUGGAGAACACACACACACACACACACACACACAUCUGUUAUCUGAUAUACACCAUUUCCUGCACUGAGAGUGUUGUUUCUGUGUCUGUGUGUGUGUGUGUGUGUGUGUUGUGUUAGUGAAUGCUGUGUGUGUGUUGCUGUUUCCCUCAUGUGUUGUGUGUGUGUGUGUGUGUGUGUGUGUGUGUGUUCUUCAGUUGUGUUGUUCUGAUCUCUCUGGGCCGCUCGUUUCUUCUGUGUGUUGAAGAUGAAGAUGAAGAUGCAGAAGCACAGAAACAUCAUCAACAGGAGAUCAGCCUCUGAUCAGUCAAUCAAUAAUCAAUAAUGUGUCUUCACACUACUGCUGUGUCCUCUGCAGUCUGAAGCGUGUCCGUCUGUCCUCAUCUGGCUGCGCUUGUCAUCCUGACUUUUCUGAUGUGUAGUAUGAUGAAGAGUCCAGAAUAAACAGAGGCCUGGUGGUAUCUACA
Molecule: messenger RNA, 3205 nt
Organism: Danio aesculapii
Lineage: Eukaryota; Metazoa; Chordata; Actinopteri; Cypriniformes; Danionidae
Gene: lclat1
Product: lysocardiolipin acyltransferase 1
Exons: 6
Coding region: 5-1375 (456 amino acids)
Cellular component (GO): endomembrane system
Molecular function (GO): acyltransferase activity
Source: RefSeq, a predicted model, not a curated record